Molecule: messenger RNA, 813 nt
Organism: Durusdinium trenchii
Lineage: Eukaryota; Dinophyceae; Suessiales; Symbiodiniaceae
Source: the annotation of a GenBank genome assembly
AUGAUGCUGGCUCCGGGCAUGUACUUCACUUGCGUGUUGGAAAAGAGUCAGCCACGAGUCUUUGGCAGGGGCAUUGAAGUCGAAGCAACCACUGCGGACAUGGUGGCAGCCGGGCACUACCAUGUCAUGUUGCUGAGUGAAGGGAAGCUGCAAUGCAUUGGAUCAAAUGAGUGCCAGCAAUGUGACGUGCCAGAGGGCCUCGGCAAAGUGAUACUGAUUGCAGCAGGGCAACAACAUAGCUGCGUGGUCAACGAAGAAGGGCGGCUUUUUUGCUUCGGAGAGAAUCAUGCUCAGCAGUGCAAUGUGCCUGAAGACUUGGCUCCUGUGCAGAGUGUGAGUGCUGGUGGGAGCCACACCUGUGUGAUUGUGGGAGCCACACCUGAGUUGGCCAGACUAAGAUGCUUUGGAAGCAACAAAUCCAGACAAUGCGAUGUGCCAAAAGACCUGGAGGAUGUCCCCGUGAAGGCUGUUGCAGCUGGUGGGAGCCACACAUGUGUGAUUACUCAGAGCGACGAAUUGCGCUGCUUUGGCGACAACAGCUUCGGCCAGUGCAAAGUUCCGGCCAAGUUGAAGAAGGUGACGAUGGUCUCUGCUGGACAGCGGCACACCUGUGCCCUUCAGGAGGAUGGGACUUUGGUAUGCUUUGGCGAUCCGUCCUUCGGCCAAUGCUCUGUCCCAGAAGAUUUAAAGAACCUAGUGAUCGAUGUGAAGGCUGGAGCAUUUCACACUUGUGCUGUGAAGAGGGAUGGUUCUUUGGUGGCGUUUGGUUGUAAUUCAGCUGGACAGCUCAACCUGAAGACCGACGCGUUGUGA